Ochotona curzoniae (black-lipped pika) is the source of this 1746-nucleotide messenger RNA. It is a transcript of the gene ST6GALNAC2, whose product is annotated as ST6 N-acetylgalactosaminide alpha-2,6-sialyltransferase 2. The coding region runs from base 118 to 1245 and encodes 375 amino acids. NCBI's taxonomy places the organism in Eukaryota, Metazoa, Chordata, Mammalia, Lagomorpha, Ochotonidae. The transcript is spliced from 9 exons. The record is from RefSeq and is a predicted model, not a curated record. Gene Ontology annotation, molecular function: sialyltransferase activity.
CGCCUUCGAAGUACCCAGGGCACCGGACGGCUCCGGGGGUGGAGCUCAAGGCCCACCCGGCGCCUCUGCUCUCCUUCCAAGCCGGACAUCGGACGGGCGCGCUUGAGCCAGGGCGCCAUGAGACCCCCGCGCCACUAUCGCCUCUGGCGGCGGCUGCUGCUGCUCUCGACCAUCUGCUCGGGGAUCCUCCUCAUCUUGUACUCCUCAGCGCCCACGUGGCCCUCGGGACCCGGGACCCCAGCCAGGAACACCACUUCAUCCCGAGGACUCUUUGGACUCAGGGCACUUUUUUUUGGAACCAGAAAGAGCCAUACCUGCCAGCGUUCACUCCGCCAGGCCAUCCAGCAACAUCAGCAUUUCAGUCACCUGUUCAACCUCUCGGUUCCCGUGCUGCUAUGGGGAGGCCUCCUCAGCCCCACGCUCUGGGACACACUGAGCCAGCACAGAGCGCCUUACGGCUGGCAGGGCCUCUCCCGCCAAGCCAUCACCUCCACCCUGCAGCUCCUGAACAAUUCUGAGAGCGCAGAGCUGUUGGCCGCCUUCAAGAAGCACCCGCGGUCCUGUAUCCGCUGCGCCGUGGUAGGAAAUGGGGGAAUCCUGAACGGGUCCAGCCAGGGCCGGAACAUUGAUGCACACGACUAUGUGUUCAGACUCAACGGUGCUGUGAUCGAAGGCUUCAAGAAGGACGUGGGUAGCAAGAUCUCCUUCUAUGGCUUCACUGUGAACACCAUGAAGAACUCGCUCAUCACCUACUCGAAACUGGGCUUCACUUCAAUACCCCAAGGACAGGACCUCCGCUAUAUUUUCAUCCCCUCCGACAUGCGCGACUACUUGAUGCUGAGGUCGGCUAUCCUGGGUGUGCCUGUGCCUGAGGGCCGGGAUAAAGCGGACAGGCCUGCCGUCUAUUUCGGACCCGAAACCUCUGCCAGGAAGUUCAAGCUGCUUCAUCCAGCCUUCAUCAGCUACUUGAAGGAGAGGUUUUUGAAAUCACACUUGAUCCACACGAAAUUCAGUAACAUAUACAUGCCUUCGACCGGGGCCAUCAUGCUGAUGACAGCACUGCACACCUGUGACCAGGUCAGUGCCUAUGGGUUUAUCACACACAACUACAAGAAAUACUCUAACCACUAUUACGACCGGAAGAAGAAGCCCCUGAAAUUCUACGCAAACCAUGACCUGCUGCUGGAAGCCUCCCUGUGGAGGGACCUGCACAAGGCAGGCAUCCUGUGGCUGUACCGGCGCUGAUCCCACAGCACGCAGUGUGGCCACAAGCCCUUCACUGCGCCCUUCAACCCCAGAGUGCAACCUUUAGCUCCCUUGACCAUCUCCUGUCGGAAGGCACACUGUUCACCCGUGCUGUGCAGGAUACCCAAUCCGACUGCCAAUUCAUCCAAGGAAAAUCUGUGGAUCUGAGACACCUCGGCCUUGGCCAAGGAAGAGGGGAACCACCCUGUUUGAUCUUUCUACUCUCCUUCCCAUGAGGUACACCUGGCGAGGGGCAGGUGAGCCUUAGAGCAGGGCAUCGUCCGGCUAGCACUGGUGCCUACAGGAAUGUCAAUGGGACAACACAGCCUGUGGACCACUAUCGUAGCCGACACUCCCCACACACAGCCCCCACAGGAAGCUCACCAACUUUAAGAAAACCUUAAGAACCUUCAACAACUUUACUUCUGCUCCUCGAAACCAGAUACAGUGGGCUAAGCAGAGGCAGAGCGUUAUCUGAGGUGUUUAAUAAAGCAUGGAUGA